GUUGAUUGAAGCUGGGAUGAUAGACGCCUGUGAAAUGCUUACCUCCCGUGCAUGAGAACCUGAGUUGGAGACUCAGAACCCACAUAAAAAACCAGUGUGUCGUGCACCUGUAACCUACCUCAGUGCCAGGAAACAGAUUGUCUGGUCCCUGGAGCAGUUCUCGCUGAAUCUAUGCGCUACAGGCUCCAAUGAAAGACCCUGUCUAAUUCAUAUGCAUAGGACCCAGGAGACGAUGAGCACCUCCAGGCUUUAUACCCUCGUGCUGGUGCUGCAGCCUCAGCGAGUUCUCCUGGGCAUGAAGAAGAGGGGCUUUGGUGCCGGCCGCUGGAAUGGCUUUGGGGGCAAGGUGCAGGAAGGAGAGACCAUUGAGGACGGGGCUAAGAGGGAGCUUCUGGAAGAAAGCGGUCUGAGCGUGGAUACACUGCACAAGGUGGGCCACAUCUCAUUUGAGUUUGUGGGUUCCCCUGAGCUGAUGGACGUGCAUAUCUUCUCUACUGACCACGUGCACGGGGCGCCCACAGAGAGCGAAGAAAUGCGCCCUCAGUGGUUCCAACUGGACCAGAUCCCCUUUGCCGACAUGUGGCCGGAUGACAGCUACUGGUUCCCGCUCCUGCUUCAGAAGAAGAAGUUCUGUGGGCACUUCAAGUUCCACGAUCAAGACACCAUCCUCGAGUACUCUCUGCGUGAGGUGAAUGGAUUCUGAUGCAGAGGUCUGGCUGGUUCUGGCGACUCAGGUUGCUGCACAGCCACAAGGUGUCAGUCCAAGCACAAACAGGACUGGUAUUUUCUGUUUGCAAGGUGUUGGGGUUGAAAUGUGAAAUGUCACCAAUACACUAAGAUGUUCGAA
Apodemus sylvaticus (European woodmouse) is the source of this 847-nucleotide messenger RNA. RefSeq names its product nudix hydrolase 1 (gene Nudt1). Gene Ontology annotation, molecular function: 8-oxo-7,8-dihydroguanosine triphosphate pyrophosphatase activity. Bases 212 to 703 code for a protein of 163 amino acids. The transcript is spliced from 4 exons. Gene Ontology annotation, biological process: DNA protection. The record is from RefSeq and is a predicted model, not a curated record. NCBI's taxonomy places the organism in Eukaryota, Metazoa, Chordata, Mammalia, Rodentia, Muridae.